Messenger RNA from Gossypium raimondii (Peruvian cotton), 348 nucleotides. RefSeq lists its product as uncharacterized. The record is from RefSeq and is a predicted model, not a curated record. The transcript has a single exon. The coding region runs from base 1 to 348 and encodes 115 amino acids. NCBI's taxonomy places the organism in Eukaryota, Viridiplantae, Streptophyta, Magnoliopsida, Malvales, Malvaceae. Gene Ontology annotation, molecular function: RNA-DNA hybrid ribonuclease activity; nucleic acid binding.
AUGAAGGAACAUUUGCAAGCACCAUAUACUGAAUGGGUCAAAAUUAAUGUGGAUGGGUCGGUGCUAAUGAGUAAUUUGAGGGCGGCCAUUGGUGGAGUAAUAAAAGGUCCAAUUGGAGGCUGGAUGGUGGGUUUCAAAAUGGUGACAGACAUUUUUCAAAUCGAGGCAUUGGCAAUGUUGGAAGGAUUGAAAUUAACUUGGUCAUGGGGUUUUCAAAAGUUAGAGAUUGAAAGUGAUAAUGCUCUGCUAAUUGACACCUUGUGCAAUGGAUCAACAAUAGUCAGUAAUAUAGACGAAGUUAGAAUGAUUCAUGAAUGGUUCUACAAGGAUUGGGAGGUUAAAUGCUGA